Leguminivora glycinivorella is the source of this 2623-nucleotide messenger RNA. RefSeq names its product stress-induced-phosphoprotein 1 (gene Stip1). The record is from RefSeq and is a predicted model, not a curated record. Gene Ontology annotation, molecular function: Hsp90 protein binding. The coding region runs from base 173 to 1789 and encodes 538 amino acids. NCBI's taxonomy places the organism in Eukaryota, Metazoa, Arthropoda, Insecta, Lepidoptera, Tortricidae. The transcript has 7 exons.
UGAAUUGUCAUUUUCAUAUUCGGUUUGGUAUCUUGUGCUACGAUAGGCUGUAUUUUGUGUUCAACGAACAAAGAGAAAUACUGGUGAUAUCGAUAUUGUUUAAUUGAAAACAUUUACUGUACACAAAUUAGAGUACAUUUAGCUAAUAAACUAAUCACUAGCAUCAGCAAUUAUGGAACAGGUUAACCAGUUAAAGGAAAAAGGUAACGAGGCGCUGUCUGCCGGUAAUUACGAUGUCGCGAUAAAGUGUUAUACGGAUGCUAUCGCUUUAGACUCGAAUAACCACGUUCUGUAUAGCAACCGGUCUGCCGCUCACGCUAAGGCAGGGAAAUACGAUGAGGCCCUCGAAGAUGCUGAAAAAACAGUGGCUCUUAACCCCACUUGGGGCAAAGGGUAUUCUAGAAAGGGUUCAGCACUCGCUUUCCUAGGUAGAUUCGAUGAAGCAAUCGCCGCUUACGAAUUAGGACUGAAACACGAGCCUGGGAAUCAGCAGUUGGUGUCAGGGCUAGAGGAGGUGCGUGGUCAGGCUGGCAUGCUCAAGGAGUUCAUGCAGAGACUGGAGAAUGAUCCGGAAUGUAGGGAGUGGAUGAAGGAUCCAGAAUACAUGAAAUUAGUAAUGUCAAUUGCAUCAAACCCCUUUGAUACCCGCAAUAUAUCUAAAAACAAAGACAAGCGCUUCCCAAAAACCCUUGGUCAUUACCUUGGUAUCAACCUCAAAGGUGGUGACUGGCCUAUGGAUGUAGACCCACCAGCACCAGAGAAAAAGCCAACACCUCCACCAGAGAAUCAGGAACCUCCUAAACCCAAAUAUGAUGAUUUACCAGAAAACAGAAGACUUGCUUUACAAGAAAAAGAUCUAGGCAAUGAAUGUUAUAAGAAGAAGGACUUUGAUGCUGCUAUUUCACACUAUAGGAAAGCUAUUGAACAUGAUUCUUCAGAUAUCACAUUUUAUACAAAUAUGGCUGCAGUUUAUUUUGAGAAAAAGGAAUAUGAAAAAUGCAUCAAGGAAUGUGAGAAAGCCAUUGAGAUUGGAAGGGAGAAUAGAGCUGAUUUUAAGUUAAUAGCUAAAGCCUUUACCAGAAUUGGUAAUGCAUAUAAAAAAAUGGAGCAAUGGAAGUUGGCAAAAACUUACUUUGAAAAAUCCAUGUCUGAACAUCGAACACCAGAGAUCAAGACUCUUCUGAGCGAGGUUGAGAAGAGAAUCGUGGAGGAGGAGCGGAAAGCCUACGUUGACCCUGUGAAGGCUGAACAAGAGAAAGAAUUGGGCAAUGAUUACUUUAAGAAAGGUGACUACAGCAAUGCAGUAAAACACUACACAGAAGCCAUAAAGCGCAACCCAGAUGAUCCCAAACUGUACUCCAACCGUGCGGCCUGCUACACCAAGCUGGCGGCAUUCGACCUGGGCCUUCGGGACUGCGACACCUGCUGCAAGCUGGACCCUAAGUUCAUCAAGGGCUGGAUUAGGAAGGGGAAAAUCCUGCAGGGCAUGCAACAGCCGUCAAAGGCGCUGACCGCUUAUCAAAAAGCGCUGGAGCUGGACCCCAGCAACGCGGAGGCGCUCGAAGGAUACAGAGCAUGCUCAACGCAGCUCAACUCCAACCCUGAAGAGGUGCGCAAACGUGCGAUGGCCGACCCUGAAGUGCAAGCGAUCCUGCGCGACCCCGCCAUGCGCUGCAUCCUCGAGCAGAUGCAACAGGACCCGCACGCUCUGCAAGACCAUCUCAAGAACCCAGACAUCGCCGCCAAAAUCCAGAAGCUUCUCGAAUCUGGCCUCAUUGCUAUACAUUAACUAGGUCACCUACUACUAGGAUUUAUUCAAUGCGUGUUGGGAUUCUGCCUCAACAAACAUGUGGCCUUCCGUGCCUGAAGGGUCCUUAUGUUUACGUGCAAUAAGAACUAAUUUCUUUGUGGGAAUAUCAUAUGAUAAAAUUAUUGAUCUUAAAGCAUAAGGCAUAUGAAGUUCCUUCCGGCAUUUGUCCGUAUUUGCCUAAAUAUUGGUGUUGCAUCUCCUCCCUUAAUAUCGAAGUGACGCCAGCCAUAUUUGUGCAAUUACGAGAGCCAAGAGUGUUGCGGGCAAGACGCUUAUGGCAAAAUCACCUGCCAGGUCUAAACACAACAUCAGCAUUUCGAAAUCCGUUUUUUUUAAUAUCCACUUUUCUUCGUCAUGUGAAAUCUAGGCGCAGUUGAAAUAUUUGGUAAUUUUGAUGUUGUGCUUAGACUUUAGAAGUCUGUAACGUGUUAUAUUAUCCCAACCUAGUUUUACGAGUCCUAUAUGCGUGUUUCCGCCAUUCGUAUUCUCACUUAAGGAAACUAAAUGUAUUUAUAAUGUUCUUCUUCAUAUCUACCGGAAGUCCCAGUUAAUUAAAUAUUGUUGCGUUUAUCUGUUGAUCUGUGAUUUUUUAUUCACAAAGUUUGCUUCUAAAUGUUAGAACCAUUCCAAAGUACGCUUUUCCAGUAGAUAUUGUCUUAAAUAACACAUCGGCGCUGGUUAUAUUGAUUUUUUAUUUUAGCGUAUUGUAUGAAGGAUAUGAUUUAUGCAUAUUAUGUACUGCCUUAACAAUUCAAGGGAAAUAUAAAUUACACCAUUUUUGUAAUUUAUUCAAUAAAGAAUGUAGGCAAUAAA